Molecule: messenger RNA, 318 nt
Organism: Drechmeria coniospora
Lineage: Eukaryota; Fungi; Ascomycota; Sordariomycetes; Hypocreales; Ophiocordycipitaceae
Exons: 1
Coding region: 1-318 (105 amino acids)
Source: RefSeq, a predicted model, not a curated record
AUGUCGGUCGGCUCGAGAUGCCGUGCGAACGAGGCACGUCCUCGCGGCCGCGGAGCACUCGAGCAAGGACGAAGCCAACGGGCGACGAGCGUGAGGACGGCAUCCUCAACCGCUGCAGGCAACGCAUGCAUGGACAAGCGAGUAGCGUGCGGGCCGACGGACUGCUCAGUGGAUAGGGUCGUCGGGUCCCGUGCGCCAUGGCGUCCGUCUCAGUCGCCGCCCCUGGCGACGUCGAGAGAGGGCGUCGCGGAAGGGUUGAACGGGCGCGAGCCGGCGAAGAAGAUGGGUUGGUACUGGUACGUACUGUUCAGCGAUUAA